This is a messenger RNA of Xenopus tropicalis (tropical clawed frog), 729 nucleotides long. RefSeq names its product cytochrome c oxidase subunit Va (gene cox5a). The record is from RefSeq and is marked provisional. Gene Ontology annotation, cellular component: respiratory chain complex IV; mitochondrial inner membrane. The transcript has 5 exons. Lineage: Eukaryota; Metazoa; Chordata; Amphibia; Anura; Pipidae. Gene Ontology annotation, biological process: oxidative phosphorylation; mitochondrial electron transport, cytochrome c to oxygen. Bases 101 to 547 code for a protein of 148 amino acids.
GGAGCGUGGCUGAGAGCGAGCGUGCAGUGUGCGCGUACCUCUUCCUUCCGGCUGUGAUAACCCGCUUUCUAGUCACCUUGCACACUGCUCGGCUGCAGCCAUGUUGGGAGCCGCUCUCCUCAGGCGUUGUGUUUCCUCUGGACUUCGUAGCCUUCCUCGCUGCCGUGUGCAGCCUGUCUCUGCCGGUUCCCCAGCUGCAGUAGCUGCUCGCUGUUAUUCUCACGCCAAACAUGAAUCAGACGAGGAGUUUGAUGCUCGCUGGGUGACAUACUUCAACAAGCCAGAUAUUGAUGCCUGGGAACUGAGAAAAGGCAUGAACACUCUCAUCGGUUAUGAUCUGGUUCCAGAACCAAAAAUCAUUGAUGCUGCUUUAAGGGCGUGCCGUAGGUUAAAUGACUUUGCUAGUGCUGUUCGUAUUCUAGAAGCAGUGAAGGACAAGGCUGGACCUCACAAGGAAAUCUACCCCUAUGUUAUUCAAGAGCUUCGGCCAACUUUAGAUGAGCUUGGCAUCUCCACCCCAGAAGAACUGGGCUUAGAUAAAGCAUAAGCAUUAUAGGUGAUCCAUCCUGCGGUUUUAUUAACCAUGCUACUUGAUUGUACACAGCCAUCCAGAAAUACAAAGAUGUUAAUGUAUUACCUUUAUUUGAAAAAAAAAUGCAACUCGUUCUUUUAUUGAGUCCUAAUGUCUGUAAUAAUAUGUUGGACCUAAUAAAGGGAUAUUGUUUAAAA